Messenger RNA from Rhopilema esculentum, 1207 nucleotides. NCBI's taxonomy places the organism in Eukaryota, Metazoa, Cnidaria, Scyphozoa, Rhizostomeae, Rhizostomatidae. The record is from RefSeq and is a predicted model, not a curated record.
CGAAGUUGUCACUAUCAUCUAUGGCAAAGGAUGUAUAUGGAUUUGAUUCUCCAGAAGAACUUGAAGAUGAAAGGUUAUCUAUUGAAAGGAAAGUCUAGUUUCCGUCAAAAUGGCUGAAGCAAUGCUAGGAAAAACGGACGAAGUUACCACAGUAAAGAAAGCAAUUGACGCAGUAAAGAAAGCGAUUGACGAAGCUUUCAGUGAGGAAGAAGACAACAUCCCUUUGCUCGAACAGUCCAAAAGAGUGCCAAGAUCAAGAAAAGCUAAAAGGCAGUCGCCUUUCUGUGAUGAAACUGCACCAAAAAAUAAAGCUGUCAGCGACAUCCUGAUGAGUAUUCAAGAAAGAAUCGCAGAAUUCAACAGGAUAAAAGCACUACUCAAACCUUCAUUCCCUCAGGCGCGCCUGAUUCGAGUACCAGAUCAAGUACUUUCUGAGGCCUUGAACCAAGUAGAGAAUACAACUGACAGUGGAAUUACUGACGGAGAGUCUGCCUCAGCCGCAUCUGAACCAGAACCAGAACCCAAUGCAGCUCCAGAACUUCCACAAAUUCCAGAAACUCCACCAACUCCACUAGCAUGCCCACCAGCUACACCACCAAUUUCUGAACCAGUACAAAUGGUACCAGAACCAAUUCCAGAAGCAGCCUCAACUCCACAACCAGCUCCACAACCAUCUAACACGCAGGAAUAACCAUCAAUCCUUGAACUGCCAACUGACUACACUAUAACUGUAGGUAGAGAUUUACCAAACCUCCCUUACAAUUACAGACAGAACGAACGAUUUUUUGGUAUUUUGAAGCAAAUUGGUCUCGGCAUUAAUAAUGUUAAGGACUUUUCCUUAUAUCCUGCUUUCGAUGAGGAUCUUUUUGUUAACUUUUUACCACAGCUAACCACUCGCCUUGAUCCUUUAAUGGAUUCUUUAUCUCAACAAAAAUUUGCCAUAUUUACAAACAACUCUAAAUGCCUAUCUCCUUACAUUCUUGAUCAUUUCAUUUUCGACAUUUUUAAUGUGAUAAAAUAUAUACUGACCGACCACCUUGCCAAAUUUGAAAAUGACGCGUUAAGAAUGAGAGCCAUAAGAAAUUACAUUAAUUUUGACGAUAUUGACAACCCAAACUAUCCGGAGUUAGUUGUGGAGUAAAAACGCAAAAAAACAGCCCAAAUUAGCUACAACGGCGGCAUAAGAGAGAUGACUCACAUUAUUCAA